Messenger RNA from Pedinophyceae sp. YPF-701, 648 nucleotides. NCBI's taxonomy places the organism in Eukaryota, Viridiplantae, Chlorophyta, Pedinophyceae. The record is from the annotation of a GenBank genome assembly.
AUGUCGGAGCAGGCGUUCCUCGCGGGGCAGGGCCACGGGCACGCCCAAUGGUACACGGGAGGGUACGACUCCAAGCAGUACCAGGGCUAUUCCGGGGGCAUGGCACGGGGCGGGUCGUUCUCCAACCUGCAGGACGAACCACCUCUCCUCGAAGAGCUCGGCAUCGACGUCCAGGGCAUCUUCCGGCGAGCCGUCGCGGCCCUUCAGUGGAACCCGAGCCUCGCCGCGAUGCGCGAGCUCGACAUGGGCGGCGCGCUGCUCAUCGUCAUGGCCGUCGGCGCCACACAGCUCCUCAUGGCGAAACUCCACUUCGGCGUGCUGCUCGGGUGGAGCGUCAUCGCCGCGACGGCCAUCUCGUGGAUGGCGCGCAUGGUGUCGGGGGGGAGUCCGAACGUUCUGUCUGUCUACAGCACGCUCUGUCUGCUUGGGUACUGCCUGAUGCCUAUGGUCGUGCUCUCGUUCGUGGCGCUCGUGCUGCCGCACGGGCUCCUCCUGCACACCAUCGCCGCGCUCGCCGCGGGGUGGUCGGCGCACGCGGCGGCGCUGGUCCACGUGGGGCUGUCGGAGGGGUUGGCGCAGCACAAGUGGAUCAUAUUCUACCCCUAUCUGUGCUACUUCGCGAUCAUGGCGCUGCUCGCGUGCUACUGA